AUGACAAAGGACAAGAUAAUUAUGGACCUUACGGAGACUACCAGUGUCAUAUUCUGGGGCAGUGUAAUCAUUGGAUAUUUGUCUGUUGGCAUCCUUGGCUUUGCUGCUGUCAAGGUCUGGAAUAGAUGGAAACUGCGGCACCAUGAAAGAGAACAGCAACAGAGUCCAGAUGAACAGAGACCAGAGAAACACGUGGUUGCUGAUGAGACAGAAGAUGAAGAUGAUAUUCCGGAUGGAGCUCUGUGUGUGUGCGCCUUGACCGUGGAAUGUGAGGUUAACCCUAAGUGUCCUGUUUGUCUCCAGAGCAUUAGAGGAUCUAUGCGCGUAUACUAUGAAUGUUAA
Molecule: messenger RNA, 342 nt
Organism: Eruca vesicaria subsp. sativa (arugula)
Lineage: Eukaryota; Viridiplantae; Streptophyta; Magnoliopsida; Brassicales; Brassicaceae
Source: the annotation of a GenBank genome assembly